AUGGCGACCAGCUCAGACCGCCGCCCGAUCCGGAGACUGCGCUCCAAAAGCGACACCCCGUAUCUGUCCGGCCGACUGCAGUUCAACCUGCGUGCAGCUAUCGUCCCACGCGUGGUGCUGAGGUGCUUCAAAAGCGCCUGGGACAUCCGCCGUAAAAACACAGUUUGUUUUGAUGAGAGGAUGAGGAGCGUCUCGUCGAUGGCAGCAUCCUCUGUUACCAUGGUGACCUGA
This is a messenger RNA of Knipowitschia caucasica, 231 nucleotides long. Lineage: Eukaryota; Metazoa; Chordata; Actinopteri; Gobiiformes; Gobiidae. The record is from the annotation of a GenBank genome assembly.